Messenger RNA from Delphinapterus leucas (beluga whale), 2567 nucleotides. The record is from RefSeq and is a predicted model, not a curated record. NCBI's taxonomy places the organism in Eukaryota, Metazoa, Chordata, Mammalia, Artiodactyla, Monodontidae.
UUCACUCAGUCUAAAUGAAUAUACUUGAUGCUUAGCCAUGAUUUUGUGUGUUUUUUUUUAAGGGACAAGUUUUUUGUUUUUGUUUUUAAUACAAACUGUCGUGUUGAGGGUUGAAUUGCAGCAGAUUGCAGCAAGGGAGCUGCUCUAUAGUCUGACCUAAAGGGACAAGAUUUUUUUGUUGUUUAAUUAACGUCAUAGCCACUAGAUGCCAGUAGUACCCUCAAGUGUGACAAUCACAAAUGUCUCCAGACUUUCCAAAUAUCCCCACAGGGGCAGAGUUGCCCCCAGUUGAGAACCACUGAUCUUACCAAAGGCGAAAGGAAGGCUUUUUAUCAGGACCUCCAUGUGCUCUUGAAAACGUCACUAAAUUAUUAGUAACUACCCUUCUGAUAACUUGAGAAAUGUGUCAGAAUCUCGGAGAAGAAGGAUGUACAGCUUGCAAAAAUGGAUUUUGUAUUAGAAGACAUGGAUCUUGCUGCUAAUGAGCUCAGCAUUUAUGACAAACUUUCAGAGACUGUUGAUUUGGUAAGACAGACGGGCCAUCAGUGUGGCAUGUCAGAGAAAGCAAUUGAAAAAUUUAUCAGACAGCUACUGGAAAAGAAUGAACCUCAGAGGGGGCCACCCCAGUAUCCCCUCCUUCUAGCUGUGUACAAGGUCGUCGUAACCCUGGGAUUAAUCUUGCUCACUGCCUACUUUGUGAUUCAACCUUUCAGCCCAUUACCACCUGAACCAGUGCUUUCUGGAGCUCAUACCUGGCGCUCACUCAUCCAUCACAUCCGGCUGAUGUCUUUGCCCAUUACCAAGAAGUAUAUGCCAGAAAAUAAGGGAGUUCCUCUGCAUGGGGGUGAUGCAGACAGACCCUUUCCAGACUUUGACCCCUGGUGGACCAAUGAGUGUGAGCAGAAUGAGUCGGACCCCAUCCCUGCCAACUGCACUGGCUGUGCCCAGAAAUUACCCCUCAAGGUGAUGCUCCUGGAAGACACCCCAAGGAAAUUUGAGAGACUCCAUCCUCUGGUGAUCAAGACCGGACAACCCCUGUCAUCUGAGGGGCUUCAGCGUUUUUUGUGCCAGUACCCUGAGGUUACAGAAGGCUUCACCGAAGGGUUUUUCACCAAGUGGUGGCGCUGCUUUCCUGAACGGUGGUUCCCGUUUCCUUACCCAUGGAGAAGACCUCUGAACAGAUCACACCUUUUACGUGAGCUUUUUCCUGUGUUCACCUACCUGCCGUUUCCAAAAGAAGCCUCCUUGAAAAAGUGCUUCCUUCUUCAACCAGAACCUACUGUGGGGAGUAAGAUGCAUAGGAUGCAUGACCUGUUUACCAUUGGCAGCGGCGAGGCCAUGUUGCAACUCAUCCCUCCCUUCCAGUGCCGAAGACAUUGCCAGUCCAUGGCGAUGCCACUAGAGCCAGGGGAUAUUGGCUAUGCUGGCGCCACCCACUGGAAGGUCUACAUUAUAGCCAGAGGGGUCCAGCCUUUGGUCAUUUGUGAUGGAACCACCCUCUCAGAACUGUAGGAAACAGAACUAAAGGAACAGGUUUGAGAGCUGAAGACCGGAUCGAAAGGGGGAAAAUAAAAACAAAAAACGAUGAAACCACUUUCCAGGGGUUGGUUGCUUAGUUGCCUGCCCUGUGCAUGCGUGUGUGAGCCAGUUGUGUGCUGGAAGCAAAGGCCAGAGCCCAGCCCUCCCAACUCUUCCAGCCCAGCUGCUUGGCCAGGACCUUGCCAAUACCCAUCUGUGAGAGACUGGCCUCUUCCAGGCCUUUUGGCACCAAAGCCUUGAGGCUGCCCUUCAGGCAGGGAGCACGGUUGAUACCUUCCCUCACUUGCAUGACAUGAUCCCCUCUGCUGGCUCCCCGGCCACGAGAGGGCAGUCACCAGGUCCUGACUUUAGAGCCAUCCUCUACCAGGUGGGCCUGCCUGUCCUCUCUUCCUGGUCACACCACCCUGUACUUUUUUUGGAAAGCCAUGGAUGAUUAAAGAAGUCAUUGCAGUUUCCCAAGCAGAAUGGAAUCUAGAACCGGUGAAAAAGGAUCAAAUAACCUCAAACUGCACUCAAGAAGUGUACUUCUUUCCCAGUGUCCAUGGCUCUUGGAGUAUCAGCGAUGCCAGGUCAGAGUCUGAUUGUAAUUGAAAUGGUAAUUCUUGUCUCCAUUCUAUCAGUUCUUAUGCCUCUCCCCUCCCUCCGCUUCUCCCUUGCGUAUCUGGAUGGCUUCUCAGAAGUUGGGCUCCUGGUCCCCCUCCCUUGGAUGGGCCAGCGCCCUUUACUGCUGAGGCAGCACUGCUCUUGUCAGCUCUGUUGCUUUUACCAAAUGUCUUCGGAGGGGGAGAGGGUGCCUCCCCGGGUUUGAUCUUUAGGGUCCAACUUUCUGCAGGAAAGAUGUUUUACAGACGUGUCAAGCUGAUGUUGUAAUGUGGUUGGGGAAGGAACUCCAGACCCAGAGUCUUGGCCAGCUGGGCGUACGACUGUGUGACCCUCUGUCUUGAAAUGAUUUCUCUCUCUGUACUGGGAGCCAAGGUGAGGUGUUUUUAUUUUUUGUGAAAUUAUAAAAUCAUGUUCUUUUGAUUGGA